AGGGGGCGUGUCCCAGUCCUGGUUUUCUUCUUCAACCCUUCGGCCAAUCAGAAGCCAGGACUGUUGGAUGGCUCCGCCCUCGCUGCUGUGGGUAACAUCGUGGUGGUAACGGCCAGCUACAGAACCGCAGCGCUGGGAUUCCUGAGCGACGGGUCGUCUGGUCUCCGUGGUGACUACGGGCUGUCUGACCAGGAGGCGGGGCUUCAUUGGGUUCAUGCCCACAUCGCUCUGGUGGGCGGAGACAACACGACGGUCACGCUCGGGUCUGAGCGAGGAGGCGCUGACAUCACCAGCCUUCAUCUCCUCUCCUCCUCUUCCUCCCCUCCUCCGUUCCAGAGGAUGAUGCUGAUGGGCGGCUCUGUGUUUUCUCCGUCACUGUUUCAGACCUCCUCCUCCUCCUCCAGACGUCAGGCAGUCGAUUUGGCCAAAGAGCUCAGCUGCGUGACCUCUGACCUCAGCGAUGACGACAAAAUGGCCGACUGUCUCAGAGCGACGCCGGCGUUCACGCUCAACGCUGCUCAGACUAAACUGUUGGCGGUCAGCGGUCCGUUCCAGUCCUGGUCUCCGGUCCGUCAGUCCGUCUCUCGGUCGUCUCUCCACAGAGUCGACCUCCUGCUGGGAACGUCCGAACACGACGGUCUGAUCAGCCGAGCUCGCAGGAUAAAGGACUUUGAGGCCCUUCAGGGUCGAGCCGACGGUAAGACGGCGUUUUACGAGGCUCUGAGUCGCUCACUGGGCGGCGUGACAGGAAGUGACCUGCUGAAGGAGGCGGCGGCCUGGUUCUACUCUCUGGAUCAUGCCCCCUCCCCCGCCGGAUACAACCUGUUCUCCAGAGCGCUCAACAACGCCACCAGAGAUCUGUUCAUCAUCUGUCCCAGUCUGCAGAUGGCUAGCCACUGGGCUAACAGCAAAGCUAACGUCUUCCUGUACCACCAACCUGCCACCAGCUCUCACAACAGGGCCGAUGUGUCUGUUCCUCUGGACGUUCAGUUUGUGUUUGGGAUGCCUCAUCAUCCAAUGAGCUCGCAGCGUUUCACCUCCUCUGACCGACGCCUCUCUCUGGCCAUGAUGACCUACGUCUCCAGCUUCAUCAAGAGCGGGAACCCAAACCCGUCACGUGUGUGGGCGGAGUCAGUUCUGCCCCGUUGGCAGCAGGUCCUGUCCUCUGAGGCCCCACCCACCUACCUGGAGCUAAGCCCCGCCCUCCAACAGCAUCAGGGUCUGAGUCAGAGCUCCUGCUCCUUCUGGAGCCAACUAGGAACCAGACUGACCAGUCUGAGCGGUGUGUCGGGGGCGGAGCCUAUCCAGCCUGAGUUGACCCCUGAGCUCCCACUGGCUGCACCAUCCAGCCAAUCACAGACUGAGAAAGACGCCUACAACUAAACUAAUGACAUCAUCAUCCCGUCCUCCGUGUGACAUCACAGUUUGCUGCUUCCAGAUUCAUUUUGAUCCCAAACAGUGAAGAAAUAAAACGACUGCUGUCUCAAUCAAUAAAAAAAUCAUUUUAAACUCUUAAA
Anarrhichthys ocellatus (wolf-eel) is the source of this 1517-nucleotide messenger RNA. Its product is annotated as thyroglobulin-like. NCBI's taxonomy places the organism in Eukaryota, Metazoa, Chordata, Actinopteri, Perciformes, Anarhichadidae. The transcript is spliced from 9 exons. The annotation marks the transcript as partial. The record is from RefSeq and is a predicted model, not a curated record.